Chelmon rostratus (copperband butterflyfish) is the source of this 2095-nucleotide messenger RNA. RefSeq names its product zinc finger protein 330 (gene noazfp). The record is from RefSeq and is a predicted model, not a curated record. NCBI's taxonomy places the organism in Eukaryota, Metazoa, Chordata, Actinopteri, Chaetodontiformes, Chaetodontidae. Bases 163 to 1125 code for a protein of 320 amino acids. The transcript is spliced from 10 exons. Gene Ontology annotation, molecular function: zinc ion binding. Gene Ontology annotation, cellular component: nucleus.
GAAACACAGAAAAAAACAAGUAGGAACAAAAGUUUCGACACAAUGUUUCAGCCGAACAGAUUUGCAGACCGGACCUCAGGGGAAGUUGGAGUGCUGUACAUUUCGGUGACCGGACGUCGAAGCAGCCGUUAGCUCUGUGUGUACCGGCCUGUCGAAGCAGAAAUGCCCAAAAAGAAAACCGGUGCCCGGAAAAAGGCUGAGAGUCGUAAGGAGAGAGAGAAGCAGAGUCGAGCCAACCGGGAACAUGUCGAAGUGGCCAAACACCCCUGCAACUUUAACAUGGAAUGUGACAAAUGUCAGAGAAAACAGAAGAACAGAGCUUUCUGCUACUUCUGUAACGCCGUUCAGAAGCUGCCUGUGUGCGCUCAGUGUGGCAAAACCAAGUGCAUGAAGUCAUCAGAUUGUGUGAUCAAACAUCCCGGGAUCCACAGCACUGGAAUGGCUAUGGUGGGGGCAGUGUGUGACUUCUGUGAAGCUUGGGUGUGUCACAGCAGGAAAUGUCUGAGCACGCACGCCUGCGUGUGUCCUCUGACUGAUGCAGACUGCAUCGAGUGUGAACGCAGUGUGUGGGAUCAUGGAGGGCGAAUCUUCCGCUGUUCCUUUUGUCAAAACUUCUUGUGUGAGGAUGAUCAGUUUGAGCACCAGGCAAGCUGCCAGGUCCUUCAGGCGGAAACUUUCAAAUGUGUUUCCUGCAAUAGACUGGGGCAACACUCCUGCCUACGCUGUAAGGCCUGUUACUGCGACGACCACGCCAAGAGUAAGGUCUUCAAACAGGAGAAAGGAAAAGCUCCGCCCUGCCCCAAGUGCGGCCACGAGACUCAGGAGACCAAAGACCUCAGCAUGUCCACUCGCACGUUGAAAUUCGGCCGCCAGGCUGGCGCCGAUGAAGACGACGAUUAUUACGACGGCGCGUCGGGGUACGAUUCCUACUGGAAGAACUUAGCGUCUGGAGGCGGAGACCAACAGGACGACUACGGAGAAGAUGACGAGGAGGAGGAGGAUGAGUUUGAGGAGGAGGAUGAGGAGGAGGAGGAAGAGGACGACGAUGAAGAGGAGGAAGAAGAAGGCGAAGAGGAGAAGGCUGCUGAUCGCGUGGCUGGUCUUAAACUGGACGGGACUGCCUAAGCCAGGACAGAGACUGUACAGGCGGAUCCUAGACUGAUGGUCACUUGUUACAAGUCAACAAUUAACAGAGUCAUAGAAGAAGAGAGCUGGAUGUCAAUGUUAGUGCCAAUACUGAUUCAUCCUGAGGAGGAAAAGCAGCAAUACAAGAACUAGAAUAUAAAAGAAUGGAAUAGAAUAUAAAAGAAUGGGUUCAAUUUUGACUUUAAUCACAUAGUGAGAAAUUAAAAAAAUAAGUUAACAGGCUUUUGUAUUUGUCCAGACUUUCAAUGCCAACUUUCAUCACUUGACAGUUUUUGAUGCUCAGUUCCAGGGACGACCCGUUCUCAGCUUUUUUUCGUUACGUUCAGGGCUGGAUUGAUGCACCAGGAGACCCCGGGGACCAGAAUUAGCCUGGUCUGAGCUGCAGUGUGGGAGCAGCCGCUCGCUCCUCAAGUAUUUUUCCAACAGUAAAUUUGCACUUGAGAGUUUUCUUUGAAAGAUUUCCUGAAUGUUCCUCAGUAUAGAAACACACAUUUCUUUAGGUUUCUGUUAUGACCAUCAGUUUUGAUUAUUUCAGCUUCGUUUCAGUGAGGCAGGGCAGAUGCAGGACCCUCAGGCACUGUGAAGAACAACUAAAACUAUGGCUGCGCUCCAAAUCGCAAACUUCUUCCUCUGUGUUUUCUUGUGUUUUUUGUACCCGUGGUAUUUUGUAAUGUGGUUGGUCAUAUUUUGCACUGAUGAUGUGGGGCAGGGGGAAAUAACUAGUCCCACUUUGCAACUCAACUUUGAGUUCAUCUUGUACCUUGUGAGUGGUGUAUAUUCCCAAACAGAUGAGCAUCACCACACACCACCCGGCCCUCUGCGGCCCCCGGGUCAUGGUAAUCCAGCCCUGGUAAAAAUCAUGAUGUCUGUACUGUGUAAUAAGUGUCAAAGUGCAGCUCAUUACAGUCACCCAUUGGGUUUACCUGCUUCAGUGCAGCACACAGGCUGU